Molecule: messenger RNA, 1113 nt
Organism: Clonostachys solani
Lineage: Eukaryota; Fungi; Ascomycota; Sordariomycetes; Hypocreales; Bionectriaceae
Source: the annotation of a GenBank genome assembly
AUGGUCAAGACGUACGUGAUAGCGCCCAACUUCUCCAUGGCCCCGCCACCCCGCCUUCGACGGCCAGACGAAACGCCCGAGUUUGGCCCCGUCGCGGCAGCACCCGUGACAGGGCCAGGCAUCGGCGAGGAUCUCGACAAGGGCCAGCCCCUGGCCGAUGACGAAGCCGCGACUGACGACGACGGAGCCGCCUCCAAAGACGAUGACACUCCUGCGCCUGACGAGCCGACCUUGAUCCCGACAGCCGAGGGCGCAGGUGCACCGACCAGCAUCCCGCCGUAUCACCCCCUCGUCGAGCUUCAACUGGGCGAUGUGCUGAUCCACCCGUUCGGCGCGGAGCUAGCGGCGUUGAACCGGGACUGCCGGGUUGCCAUCGACGCCAACCACUACGAGAAGAUGCACCGGACCCGCAACUUCAACAAGACUCGCCGGGAACUGCUGAACGGGCGGCUGGGCGUAUGGGAGAGCCUCUUUGCCGCCAUUGGCGCUGGCCCCGAGCUCAACGCCAGCAUCUUCUGGGAGUCGCGCUCCGACGACAUCAUCAAGACGGACGAGCUCCAGACGCGUCGCGUCCGCAUUACGAAGCCAUAUGUUGAAAAGGUGUUGGAAUCCCCGGCCGUGAAAUCACACCUUCAGAACUUCCCGAAUGAUGUUCUAUGGAUGGUUUCGGGCAUGAAAAUCGCCAAGGGAGCAAGUCAGACCAGCGGAAGCUCCACCAACAUGGGCGCCGAUAUUGGUGCCAAGGACAAGCUGACGGCCUCGGAGCUGAGGCUUCUCAAACUUCUUUGGAAGAGAUGGGAUCGAACCACGUUCCAAGCGUCGUCCGAGUUCAUCCUGGCUGUCCAGCUGCGUCGCAUCAGGCUGGUAGAGGGCAAGCUUGUCAGCGUGACUUUGUCUGGGCGACGUGCCAACAUGGCAGAUGGUGCCAAGAGACGCGAGGAAGAAGUCGUCAAUGUUGAACUUGAGGGGAUAGACGAUAGUCUUUCCGACGCCGAGGAGCAGUUUAGCAAUGAUUUCGAAAAGAGAAAGGAUGCAAAUGGUGACGAGCUGUUUGUGCCGGAUCUGUAUGGUGAUUUGAACGAGGAAGAUAGUGAAUCGGAGGAAGAAGACUAA